This is a messenger RNA of Centropristis striata (black sea bass), 5668 nucleotides long. RefSeq names its product terminal uridylyl transferase 7 (gene tut7). The record is from RefSeq and is a predicted model, not a curated record. Lineage: Eukaryota; Metazoa; Chordata; Actinopteri; Perciformes; Serranidae. Bases 275 to 4234 code for a protein of 1319 amino acids. The transcript is spliced from 29 exons. Gene Ontology annotation, molecular function: zinc ion binding; RNA uridylyltransferase activity; nucleic acid binding.
UUUCAAUGGCGACCCAGAUACAGUUCAUAAUAAUAUAAUAUCUUUAGAAACGAAUACUAUUUUAUUCUGUUAAAGAGGUUUUGUGUAGUAUUGAUAUUAAGAGUGACCUGCACUGACUUUGCGGUGGGCGGAACUUUAACACUGACGACUACAAAACAGACGCACGUCAUCUUUCAAACUCCAGAGCAAGACGAGCGAUCAUGCAAAGUCAGACCUGAACCAGGCUUCAAGUAUGCCCUCUGCACACGUAAACAAGUUUUAGCAUAAGUGAACCAUGGAAAACUCUGGCAGACCUUACCGGCCUAGGCAAGAGAGAGGCUGGGAGAGGGGAGCAGGAGCAGACAGGGCAGAAAGCUGGAGAAUCCAGGACCAGGGUCGAGGACAGAACUACAGAUCAGAGGGAGGUCAGCAGGGCAAGUACCAGGGAGGGCCCUACCGGGCCAGUCCAAAGAAGGGAGGACUUGGGCCUAUGAGCUACUCUCCCGGUGGAUUCAGAGGUGGACACAGCCCCUCACAGAAGGAUGACCUUCGGUGGUUCUCAGGUCCUGAGAACAGUGGUGGGACUCGAGAAGAUAAUUGGAGAGAGCGCUCGCAACAGCAGCAUUGGAGGAGGAGUGCCCAGGGAGAAGGUCCAAAGGAGGACAGGGAGCAGGGGGGGAGAGAGGACACUGAUGGCAAUGCUCAUAAAUCAGAAACAUAUUCAGCACAUGUGUUUCUGCCUUCCGAAGGAAGAAGACGGAGAAACAGAAACAAGAAUAAACCUUAUGCUGAAGAGAACAGGGGCCCUAUGAUUGAAGAGUCCACACUCUCAGCCAAAGAGCUGCAAAGUCUACAGCAGGCAGAGAGGCGGCUUAACAGAGAGGAGAUCUACAGCCUGAAGAAGAGGUCCCAUAGCAACCCUGGUGCACUUUACACCUGCACUCUGUGUGAUACUCUGCUGGAGUCUGUGUCUGACGCUUACAGACACAUCAGAGACAAACGGCACAAGAAGAGGGCCAAGGAAAGGCAGGAGCAGGUGAUGCUGACUGAGAUUCUGCCUCCCGGUCCAGAGCAGAUCAGUGCAGUGAGUGCUGCACUAGAGGCUGUUGUCCGGGAACAUGGGCUGAAUGACCAGGAUGUUGAGACAAGACAAAAUGUUGUCUCUAUGAUGCAAGACCUCCUUCUGUCCGUCCUGCCUGAGAUCCGGCUCAGGCUAUAUGGAUCAUCUUGCACUAAGUUUGGAUUUAAGGAUUCUGAUGUCAACAUUGACAUUCAGUAUCCACCUCACAUGCAUCAGCCAGACGUCUUAUUGUUGGUCAAGGAGAGUCUCUCCGUGAGCCCUCUUUUUGUUGAUAUGGAAGCUGAUUUCCAUGCCAGGGUGCCUGUGGUCAUCUGCAAAGAGAAACAGAGCGGCCUGAUUUGCAAAGUGAGUGCAGGAAAUGAAAACGCUUUCCAAACCACCUCCUAUCUUUCUGCUCUAUCCAAUGGGGAGAAUCUCCUCCUCCCUCUGGUUUUGGGUCUCAGACGCUGGGCCCAGAUCUGUGAGAUCGACCGUGCAGAGGAAGGUGGGCUGCCGCCGUAUGUCUUCGCCCUCAUGGUGAUCUACUUCUUACAGCAGCGCAAACAGGCCCUCUUGCCAACCUACAUGAAGCCAGAGGUGGUUUCACUCAGCAGGUUGCCAGACUUCAAUCUCACCCAUACAGAGGAUGGACAUUUACACUGGGCUUACACCCCUUCCCCCAAAGAACAGCCAGCAGAGGGCUCCACCAUAAAGGGAAAGGUUCCUUUGGUGUUUCAGAGCCCUCGGCCGCCUGUUGAAGUUGGGCUUCUCUGGGUGGAAAUGCUUCGUUUUUACUCGUUGGAGUUCAACUUGGCUGACAAUGUCAUCAGUGUACGGACCAGUGCUGUCCUCUCCCGAGAGAUGAAAGACUGGCCAAAGAAACGCAUCGCUGUGGAGGAUCCAUUUGCGGUGAAGAGAAAUGUGGCCCGCACAGUGAACAGCCAGCAAAUGUACGAGUACAUCCUCCACUGCCUCAAAACCACAUACAAGCACUUUGCACUGCCACUCAACACGCCAGCUGCCAAUCACAAGAUAAAGGCACAGCGUGGACCUAUUAAAGGGGCAAACGCUGAGGCUUUGAGUGAAGAGACUGCAUGCCUAUCAGAUCUCGGUCAGCUAAGCAUUCAGUCACAACAUGCUAAUCAACCUCAAGCUGUAGAAAAUGGUCCUGAAGACUCUGAUUGCAUUAUUGAGGAAGAGGAGGAAGUUGAGGAGUAUAGUGACUCGGAUGAAGAACGAGAGAAAGAAAAAGUCGACCUGGGCAAAAGCAGUCUCUCCGAGGAUGAAGAAGACGAGGAUAUUGACGUGGACACGCACAACAGACACCAUUUAGACAGCGUCACGACAGAAGAUGAUGAGAUUUUCCCAGUGGACGAGAUCUCUGGGGAGGAGCUUUUGUCUGAUGAGGAGGGCCCAGACUUGGACACACCUGGUUCAUUGGAUGAGGAAGAGGAGGAAGAGGUGGAGCUGGCACCUGUGAGUGUCUCACCUGCAGUUUUAGAGGAUGCAAUUAAGGAUGAGGGCCCAGAAAAGAAAAACCAACAGAAGAAACGGUCGUAUGAGUUCACCAGGCAAGCUUUCACCAGAGGCAAGUCACACAUGGUUGUGUGCAGCCUGUGCAAGCGUGAUGGACAUCUGAAGAAAGACUGUCCGGAAGAUUUCAAGAAAGUGCAGCUGGAUCCUUUGCCCCCAAUGACACCAGAGUUUCUCAGUGUCCUUAACAAAGUCUGUGAGCAGUGCUUCACUGACUUUGCCCCAGAUGAACUGGAAGUGGGUGUAAGAGAGCACAUCCUUCAAGACCUGGAGACCUUUGUCAGACGACAGUUUGCUGGUGCUCGGCUACAACUGUUUGGAUCAUCCAAAAAUGGCUUUGGCUUCAGACAGAGUGACCUAGACAUCUGUAUGGUGCUGGAAGGGCAGGAGACUAUGGAUGAUGUUGACUGCAUUAGCAUCAUUGAAAGCUUGGCAAGACUGCUGAAAAAACACCCAGGUCUGAAGAACAUCCUGCCCAUCACCACCGCAAAAGUACCGAUCGUGAAGUUCUACCAUGUUCGCACUGGCCUGGAGGGAGACAUUAGCCUCUACAACACUCUGGCCCUGCACAACACACACCUGCUAGCAUCGUAUGCCGCCAUUGACAGGAGAGUGAAGAUCCUCUGUUACGUCAUGAAGGUUUUCGCCAAGAUGUGUGACAUUGGCGAUGCUUCACGUGGCAGCCUCUCGUCCUACGCUUACACCCUCAUGGUGCUGUUCUUUCUCCAGCAGAGAAAUCCACCAGUUAUCCCAGUGCUGCAAGAGAUUUAUGAUGGAAAGAAGAGGCCAGAGACGCUAGUUGACGGCUGGAACGUGUACUUCUUUGAUGAUUUAAAAACACUGCCUAGUCGCUGGCCACAGUGUGGAAAGAACACUGAGACUGUGGGGGAGCUGUGGCUCGGCCUGCUCCGCUUUUACACCGAGGACUUUGACUUCAGAGACCAUGUGGUCUGCAUCCGUCUGCACGACCGCCUCACCACCUUCAACAAGCAGUGGACGUCCAAAUAUAUCGUCAUUGAAGAUCCAUUUGACCUGAAUCAUAAUCUCGGUGCUGGUCUGUCCAGAAAAAUGACAAACUUCAUCAUGAAGGCUUUCAUCAAUGGCAGAACAGUGUUUGGCACGCCAGUCAAAGCCUUUCCUCCCGUGUACCCCAGUCAGAUGGAGUAUUUCUUUGAUCCUGAAGUCCUGACUGAGGGAGAAGUAGCUCCCAAUGACCGCUGCUGCCGCAUCUGUGGCAAGAUCGGCCACUUCAUGAAAGACUGCCCCAUGCGCAAGAAGUCCAGACACAGACGGGACUCAGAGAAAAGGCCAGAUCACCUGCGAGACAUGGCAGAGGACGGCAAGGAUCAGAUCAGACACAAGAGUGAUCACUGGAGGAAAAGAGAUUCACUGGAGGUGCGCUGCUGCUACCUGUGUGGAUCAAGUGCUCACAUCAAGAAGGACUGUCAGCUGUACAGAAGCCCUGCAGGUAAUAUGAAGAUGGAAGGCUUUUCUUCCUCUUCAGUCCACUUGAGGAAUCUGAGAGAAAAGGAGAGACAGGGUUCACCUUUACAAGAAGAGAAGAAGAGAAAACAACAAAAUGUGAUUUUAAGUCCACAAGCAGGUAGUUUAGCCUGCCGAAAUUUGGGUCGCUCUGGUCACCGGAAGAGCCCAGUGGAGUGAGCAGCAGCUGUGGCUACACAGACCACAAGCUUCUACUCUUGUCCAGACAGGCAGCAACCCAAAGUCCAGAAACCAUUGAAUCUGAAUGGGACUGUUGGGCCAAUGCGAGCCUGUUUAAAAGCCAAAGCCAGGACGCCUUGACUUGAAGCCAAAUAGGGCCUUUUUAUGUGUUUUCCCCCUCCUGAAGCUCUCCUCUGCAGAGGAGCUUUUUAAAGCUUUCAUUUUAACAAGAGAAGCCAUUAUGCAUGCACCUCAUGUCUUUGUUUACCUACACUGCCAGUCAAGUUUUUUUUUUGUUUUUUUUUUAUAAUUUAAUUUCAAGGAAUGUUAUUGCAGAUUCAUGUGAAAUAUCUUGCAUUAGAAAAUGUAAGUGAUUGAAAAGUGUCUCUUACAUGACUAAUAGUCCAUAGCUUCGAUCUUAAACACCAUAUUAAGGUAUCCUUUGCAGACAACAUACUAUAAAAUUUUCUUAGACUUGAUAAAUACACUUUUUUUUUCAACUGUCCUCGCAGUCUGAUAAGACCAUGUGUUCAUAAACACUGCCACAGCUGUAAGACGAGUGGACGUGGUGAUAUGUGGAAUAGCCGGUUGUCUGCUUAUUUAAAGUGACUUGAGGUCAGUUAGACUCGAGAUGAAGGCCAUUUCAAACUUGACUAAGAAUUCACUUGUCAGUUCACAUAUUCCUUUUUUUAUAUAAUUACAAGGUGUUUAGGACUCAUUUAAAAUGUGUGCUUUCAUAACAAUUACAGUAUAGUUUGUUCCAAAACUUUGUAAUGGCAGUGUACAUAAUGGCCAGGAUUUUUUUUUUAAAUCAAAUUUCUUUUAAACCCUGUUUUAAUUUGUCCUCUGCACUGGUCCAGCUGGUAGUGUACACUGCUGCAAACACUUACUCAUAAACUAGAGGUAAUCCUGGUUAGUUCAGUGAAGAGAUAAAUGUAUUUAUUUGCCACAAAGGCUUCAUUUUGUUGUAAUGGUGCCACAGAUUGGUAGCUGCACUGUGUGAGGGUACACACCCUUUAAUUAUGUUGCUGCUAGUUGAUGUCUCAAAGACCUGCUUAUCAUUCAUCUUUGAAGAUGGACUGUCUGGCUUUAUUGUUGUCUUAAUAUGGCUGAAUUUUAUUAAAAGAAAUGUGUUGUUGAUGGUAUUGUAAUCAAAAUUCUCAUUUUAAAGUAGCUUUGUUUUAAUGCCAGCUUUAUUGCAUUUCUUUUGUUGGACUCAAAUGGGAGGUUUAGUUUGUUAUUAAGGAACUCUGAUCCUGCCAGGAAAGGUUGGCUUGCAAUCCAUUUUGUGUCUCAAAGAAUUCAUUAAACUGAAAUCAAAUUCCAGUGUUUUCCUUUUUUUUCCAAUACAAGGUUUAUUUAUAUCAGACUGUGCAUUUACAAAACAGUCAUUAGUGAUGUGCAACUCCAACAAUACAAUUGAAAUUAUGGGUG